AACCACUAGCUCCCAACUGGACUGGAGUCUCCAGGGCAUGUAUCCUUUCACGUGCCUCUCACGUGUUAGUCUGCUUCUUACGUAAAAGCUGGAUCAAAGUCGAAGAACCAAAUACAGGCGCUGGCCAUGGCGUCCCUCAGCUGCCCUACUUCGUCUCUUUCAACCCUCAGAAAGUCUCCCUCUCGCUUCAAUCUCUUUAAAACCCUACACCAUCCCUCCUCUGCAUCCACCACCUUCUCCCCCUCAAAAUCAUGCCUAUCCCUCAAAACCCUAAACCCGUCCCUCCCAAUCUUCUCUCCCCUGAGGUCCUCCCACACCGUCGCCGCCUCCGACAACCUAUCCGCGUCCCCAACCACCGCCCCUACCACUACCAAUCCCCAAACCCUCAAAUCCCGCCUUCGCAAUGGCGAGACGCUCUACGGCCUCUUCCUCCUUAGCUUCUCCCCCACCCUGGCCGAGAUCGCUGGCCUCGCCGGCUACGACUUCGUCGUCGUCGACAUGGAGCACGGUCACGGCGGCAUCUCCGACGCCCUUCCCUGCCUCCAUGCCCUCGCCGCCGCCCGUACCCCCGCCAUUCUUCGGCUGCCGGAGAGUUGCCCCGCCUGGGCCAAGAAGGCCCUAGAUCUGGGCCCCCAGGGCAUCAUGUUCCCCAUGAUCGACGGCCCCAAAUCCGCCAAAAAGGCCGUCUCGUACUGCCGGUUUCCGCCUGCCGGAGUCCGCGGAUCGGCCCACUCCGUCGUUAGGGCGUCGGAUUACGGCAUCGACGCCGGGUACCUGAGCAAUUACGAGGACGAGUUGCUGAUCAUGUGCCAGGUGGAAUCGGAAGAGUGCGUGAGGAAGAUCGAGGACAUCGCCGCCGUAGAUGGGGUGGACUGUAUUCAAAUGGGGCCGACGGAUCUGAGCGCGAGCAUGGGGUACUUGUGGGACCCGGGGAACAAGAAAGUGAGGGAGAUGAUGAAGAUGGCUGAGAAGGCCGUGUUGGGGACGAAAGCGGGUCGAGCUGGUGGGGCCUACCUGGCUGGGUUUGCCAUGCCCCACGACAGCCCCGACGAUCUCCGGACGCGUGGAUACCACAUGGUUUCUGGUGCAGUUGAUCUGGGGCUGUUCCGGAGUGCUGCCGUCGAGGAUGUGAAGAGGUUCAAGAUGAGCUUGGUCGAGGGCUCGGAUGAUGAGAAGGAGGAUAAUAAAGAUGGUGAUGAGAAAUAUUGGAGCGAGUGAGCGAAAGUUUUUGAGAGAGUGGCUGGUUUGGUCUUGUUCUAGCUUUUUUCAACUGAUGUAAAUCUUUGAUGAAAAGGAAAUCUGCCUUUCUCCAUUCCCACAUCUCCAUUUAUGGUAGUCUUGCGGAUUGCAGAAUGUUGGCUAAAUUUGUCUCUUUUUACCCGUCUUGUGAAAGGUGAAACCUGGAACCAAAUCAACCUUCUGGAUUCCAGGUCAGUUCUGGUUCUACCCUAAACUUGUGAAAUCAAGUUGGCCUUGUGUUGGAGCUUGUCAAGAACUUGUAUUGGAAUUUGUAUUUUAUUUAUAAAUAAUAUUUUGAAGAGAA
This is a messenger RNA of Malania oleifera, 1543 nucleotides long. RefSeq lists its product as uncharacterized. The record is from RefSeq and is a predicted model, not a curated record. Gene Ontology annotation, cellular component: cytoplasm. Bases 127 to 1218 code for a protein of 363 amino acids. The transcript has a single exon. Lineage: Eukaryota; Viridiplantae; Streptophyta; Magnoliopsida; Santalales; Ximeniaceae. Gene Ontology annotation, molecular function: aldehyde-lyase activity.